Molecule: messenger RNA, 1002 nt
Organism: Cynara cardunculus var. scolymus (artichoke)
Lineage: Eukaryota; Viridiplantae; Streptophyta; Magnoliopsida; Asterales; Asteraceae
Product: chaperone protein dnaJ 8, chloroplastic-like
Exons: 3
Coding region: 302-796 (164 amino acids)
Source: RefSeq, a predicted model, not a curated record
CUAUAUCUUGGAUCCAAAGGAUGCCCUUUCCUCCCCAUUAUUGACCCUUUCUUCCACUGAAACAAUCAACCAAUUUCACCUAAGAUUUUUUUAAUCCCUGUUGUUAUAUAUUCAGCUCUUGGAUAACGGAGUCGUUCAUUGAUAUUCAAAUCGAAUAUCUUCCUCUUUGAUCGCUAUUUUAUUGCUUCUGAUCCACAAUUUCACAUAUAUAAAUCAUCAAUCUGCAGAGGCUGUUGUUCAUAUCUCGUUUUUGGGAAUUUUAGUUUGGUUUUUUGAAAUAUCUUGUGAAGAAGAAGAGAUUAUGGCGAGUGCGGCUGGAAUCAUCAAUGGCUGUGUCUCAUCGUCGUCGUCGUCGUGGGGGCAAUUGAGAAAUUUGCACAAGAAGAAGGCGGUGAACGGAGGUGGCGGUGAACGGAGGUUUAGGGUUCGUUGUGUUUCAACUAGUCCUGUUGCUUCAGAUCCGUAUAAGACUUUGAGUAUUCGUCCUGGUGCUUCUGAAUCUGAGGUCAAAAAGGCUUUUAGACAACUAGCUUUGAAGUAUCAUCCAGACGUUUGCAGAGGAAGCAAUUGCGGAGUCCAGUUUCAUCAAAUCAACGAAGCUUACGAUAUGGUGAUGAAUAAUUUGAGAGAUGAAACGAGUGUAUCGGAGAUGGACGUGUACGGACCAUCAGAUGCAGGUAUAGAUGAACCGAUGAGAGGUAUGGAUGAUCCAGAGUGGGAUAUGUGGGAAGAAUGGAUGGGUUGGGAAGGCGCUGGAAUCCGAGAUUACACUUCACACAUUAAUCCAUACAUCUGAUUGAAGAAGAUUCAUGGAUUUUAAGCUGAAUCCGCCAUGGAUGUACCAGGAUGAAUAAAAAAUGUGAACUGAAGUACCUGGUUUGUAUAUAAAAGGGAGUCUAUAGAGAUGAUGGUAUUAACAUUCGUCUCUCUUUGUAUAUAAUUCUAAAUUAUGGUUAAUCUGUGUAAUUACCGUUGGAAAUAAAUCUUCAUUAUUUUAAAUCU